Molecule: messenger RNA, 2740 nt
Organism: Setaria italica (foxtail millet)
Lineage: Eukaryota; Viridiplantae; Streptophyta; Magnoliopsida; Poales; Poaceae
Product: serine/arginine repetitive matrix protein 2
Exons: 4
Coding region: 217-2067 (616 amino acids)
Biological process (GO): mRNA splicing, via spliceosome
Cellular component (GO): U2-type prespliceosome; U1 snRNP; precatalytic spliceosome
Molecular function (GO): U1 snRNA binding; mRNA binding
Source: RefSeq, a predicted model, not a curated record
CCCAAACCGGCCUGCGGCCACCACACCACGGGACGAGCCCUCCGUUUCGUACGGCUCCCCAAAAAUCUCUACCCGUCUCGCUCUCUCUCCCCUCCUCCCUUCUCUCUCUCCCCUACCGAAGAGGAGAGUGGGGGACGAAGGAAACCUCGCGCGAGGGAUCGCGGGAGGCGGAGGACCCGCGGCCGGUGGAGGUGGCUCGCGCCGGGGCCGUCCGAGAUGGAGUACAUAUCCCCUGAGAGAAAUCUGGAGGGGACUUGUGGAGAUCCUGGGCCGUUAUUUGGAGACCAAGAUGGUAGCCUGUUGGACCACUUGGAUUAUCAGGGAGGAGGAAUGCCACAGCAUGAGUCUCCAACACUGGAUGAUGGACUUUUAGUUGAUCCAGCCGAUGCAAUUCCAUAUUUAUCUGGAGAUUCUCUGCCCUUCAUGAAUGAUCAAAUCACAUGCAAUGUUAUGAAAUCUGCUUCAACUAGUCCAGAAUCGUCGCUGAAGCAGGUUCAAGAACCUCUUAAGGCAGGGUCUGAUGUACAGAAUGAUGCAUCUGAACAAAAUGUUCACAAUAGUAACUCUAAAGAACAGGCCACUUCUGUAGACUGUGAUGUACAUCAGAACACAGAAGUGAUUGGUGCAGUGCUGCCUCCAGAGCUUCCUGAAAGCAGUGGUAAUGAUGCAUCAAACUUUCAACCAGAAAUUAUGUAUUCUGAUGCGUAUCAUGGUGACUCUUUGUUAACUGAAAAUAGUAAUAAGGAUUGCCAGCUUAACAAUAGCAGUGCUGAUGAUGACGAACUUCCAAACUCUCCUGCGCUUCAGAUGGAAAAUGAGGACAUGGAAAAGUUACAAGAGACCUCUCACAAUGAAAAGAGUGGGUCAGAGGAUGAUCAAAUGAAUGGUAGGAAGUCUAGCCCCAUUGAUGGUAAGGACAAAGAGAACUUCAACACUUCAGUUGAACCUCCCUCUUGGGAACAGACAGAGCAGGAAAAUCCUGGCACUAGAAAUGGCAGUUCAACUCCAGACAAUCGAUUUGAUUCUCCUCCUGACAGGUUUGCAAGACUGGAAAGGGACACACCAUCCCCAGAUGGGAGGGUAUCCCCUGAUAGGUUUGCAAGACUAGAAAGGGACACACCAUCUCCAGAUGGGAGGGUAUCUCCUCCAGUCGGAAGUCCUCAUACCCAUCAUUCUGAGAAGAUGGAGUCACAACGUCAUGCCAAAGAUGUUGGUCAUUCUGAAAGCCCACCAGCAAGACGUCGGUCCGGAUCUUCUGAAAAGCAUGAUCCCAGCCGCAAACGACCUUCUUCAAGGGAGAUGUCUCCACAUGCACAGAAUCAUUCUCCUGUAGAAAGGAAAAGACGGAGAGAGUCUCGACAUGGUGAUGGGUCACCUAGACGAAGAUCUGCAUCUCCACGAAGAAGAUCUACACCCCCUCGAAGAAGAUCUAUAUCCCCUCGAAGAUCCUCACACAAGAGGAGGGAGUCGCCAAGGAGGGGAGACUCACCUAGGAGGAGGCACUCACCUAGGAGGAGGGAAUCACCAAGGAAGAGAGAGUCACCAAGGAGGAGGGAUUCACCAAAGAGGAGGAGGGACUCCCCAAGAAGGAGGGAUAGGUCAAGAUCAAGGUCACCUUCAAGAAGACAUGAUAGACAUAGAAGGGAACAUGAUAGAUCUCGGUCAAGGUCUCCCCACCGAAGAGAUCACCACAGACGAUCUCCAAGAAGGCAUUCACCAAGGCGAAGAUCACCCUCAUCAAGUCAUCGCCAUAAUUCACCAAGAAGGCAUCAUUGGUCACCACCCGCCAACAGGAAGACUGGAUUGGGUAAGCCUGGAAAGAAUCUCUUCAUUGCAGGAUUUAGCUAUGCCACCACUGAACGAGAUUUGGAGAAGAAAUUUUGCAAAUUUGGACGCGUAACAAGUGCACGUGUUGUUCGCGAUAAACGAACUGGAGAUUCUCGUGGCUUUGGGUUCUUAUCCUUGGAGAAGGAUGAGGAUGCUGAUGCAGCAAUCCGUGCAUGUGACGAGACUGAGUGGAAUGGAAGGAUCAUUCUUGUGGAGAAGUCAAAGGCGCCUGCAUGGUGAAUCCUCCACCUUGGAGCUCAGUACACCGCUGUUGAAGAGGGGCCUCAUUGCUUCACUUUGCACAGAUUUUACCGUUCAGAAAACGUAACCUAUUAUCGGUAUGACAUACUCGGUACAUGUCGCAAGUUCAUCCGAACCUGGCUUUUGAUGCUGUACUAGGAGUAAGAGUAAUAAUGCACAUCCUUGCUGACAGUUAUAAAAGAAUAAGAUGUAACGUCAAACCUUAGCUUGUUUCAGGGCCCUGCUGCUGAUAAGAGGGACUUAGUGGGUACUACCUUUAGUGUCUGCAACCUGCCAACCUCUACAUCUGAAAUGUGAUACUGUGCCUGUUCGUGAGCUAGUUCCCUGCUUCACCUCCGUCCUCGUCUCAGGCUCGCUGAUGGCACAAAUCGAUACCAGGAGAUUCAAGCUUGUGAGGCUGUUACUACUCAAGGAUUGAGUUAGUAGUUCAAUAAUUGAUACAUAGGCUUUAUAUGUUUGCAUCCUCUGAGUGAGGGUUUGACAAAUGCCAUAUAGUUUGUGUUUGGAAUCCCAGAUAAUUGGUGUUAAAUAUGGUCGCAGCAUUUAGACUCGUUGUUCGUUUUCUGCUGACAUGGUUGUUCUGCCUGUAAUCUCGAAUCCAGAUAUAUCUAUCUGUUUACGCAACAUUGUUGAGAUCGUGUUUGAGCCUGGA